Dentiscutata heterogama is the source of this 774-nucleotide messenger RNA. The record is from the annotation of a GenBank genome assembly. Lineage: Eukaryota; Fungi; Glomeromycota; Glomeromycetes; Diversisporales; Gigasporaceae.
AUGGUAAACACAAGACAAACCAAAAAUUCACUUCUUUAUGAAGAGCAAAUCAAAAAUAAAAUACCACCCUUACCUCCAACUGCUUCACCAGUUAUACCAAUAAGAUCGAUUUCAUAUAAUCCUGUUGUGUGGAAUGAUUUCAAUGUAAAAUUACAUAAAACUCGGCAACAACAAAAGGUCAAUUCGGAUUGGGCUGCUGUUUAUAGUAUUUUUAUUCAAUUUGAUUCGCUAUCUGAUUAUGUCAGAAGGUCAUCUUUUGCUUUCGAAGAAGAUAAAGAUCAAGAAAUUACAGAUUUGAUCAGAUUUUCUUUUCCUAUUGAAGGAAUAGAAAGAACCAAAGUAUCUCGCUGGCGAAAGGUUUAUGACUUAGUUGCUUUUGUUAAGACCGUCACAAAAUUAGACCAUUUCCUUGAGGCUAUUAGAAAUUUGAAUAUAAUGAUUAAUUUCAUUCAAGAAAUAGAUUCUGAUGAAUUUAAGAAUCUAGUUUAUGAUAGAAAUAAAAAAAUCAAUGGUUUGAUCAGAAUGUCUUUUCAAAUAGAAGGAGUAAAAACUGAAACUUCUCGUUUAAGAAAGAUCUAUAAUUUAGUUGACAUAGUAAAAGAAACUAUAAAAAAAAGAAAUAUUUCUCUAGAAACUUUUCUUGAACAUAUUAGAGAUUUAAAUAUAAUGAUAAAUUAUCUUCAAGAUGUAGAGCCUGAUUUAUUUGAGAAAUUGGUAAACUUAGUAUUGAGUAAAAUUAAGGUAAUUAUAUUAGCAAUUCUGAAGCAAUUCUGA